Molecule: messenger RNA, 1317 nt
Organism: Cryptococcus wingfieldii CBS 7118
Lineage: Eukaryota; Fungi; Basidiomycota; Tremellomycetes; Tremellales; Cryptococcaceae
Product: mitochondrial GTPase 1
Exons: 4
Coding region: 1-1317 (438 amino acids)
Cellular component (GO): mitochondrion
Molecular function (GO): GTPase activity; GTP binding
Source: RefSeq, a predicted model, not a curated record
AUGGCAUUCCUCCCUCGCCCCAAGUUCCCUUUCUCCUCAACAACCCCCUCCUGGUUCGCAGGCCACAUGGCCCGCUCCUUGCGCGAGCUGCCACAGCUCUUGGACGACAUUCAUCUCGUCAUAGAGGCAAGAGACGCCAGACUGCCAUUGACGAGCAUCAAUACCGCCUUUGAUGGAGUGCUGUCAAAGUGGAUCAGUAGAGGAAAGUCAAAAGGGGUGGAGAGGGAGAGGCUUGUGGUGUACACCAAGAGAGAUCUGGCCGAGAAGCGGUUUGAAAGUCCUUUAACGAAAGCCUUCCAAGAACAUUCAAAGCAGAAAAUCAUGUUUGCCGAUACUCGGUCAAAUCCAGAUGUCAAAGAAGUCUUGUAUCAUGCCGUCGGCAAGUCAAACCAGUAUAUCCCCAUCUAUAACAUUCUCGUCCUUGGAAUGCCCAACGUCGGGAAAUCCUCCCUCCUCAACGCCCUUCGGCGUGUGGGCGUAAAGAAAGGAAAGGCGUUCAGAACAGGCGCCAUGGCGGGCGUGACAAGGAAAUUGACUGGGACGGUAAAGAUCUUUGAGGCGCCUGAUGUGUAUGUGUUUGACACGCCGGGAGUUAUGAUGCCUUAUCUUGGAAAAGGGGAGGAAGGGCAGGAGAAAGGUCUCAAGCUUGGUCUGACUGCUGGUAUCAAAGAAGAUCUCUUUGAACUAGAUGGCAUGACCGACUAUCUUCUCUGGAAGAUGAACCGCCGCCUCGUAUCGCAGCCUCGACUACCCUCCUACCUCACUCAGCUGCCCCUUCCCCCUUCAACCCAGCCCACAGACGACUUGCGUAGCUUGCUCGCUGUCCUCUCAGACAGACUAGCGAUGAAGUCGAAAGGAGGCGAGCCUGAUUUCGAGAGCGUGAUGACUUGGAUCAUCAAAAGCUGGAGGGAGGGGAGGUUUGGAGAGUGGACAUUGGACGAGCUGUUGCCUUACGAUGCUGCUCCUUACCUGCUGGAAGGAAAGCAACCUCAGCCCUCGGUCGAGCUUCUCGAAUCACAACGAUCACCAGAAAUCUCCCUAGACGCUCAAGUCUCUCAAACCGUCUCUUCUUACCUUGCCUCCGUCGCCCCUCGAUCUUCUGUCGAACCCAUGGCCGCCGUUUCAUCCUCGCAACAACGCAAGAUGGACAAGUCCCGGCGACUGCACGAGAAGGACGCCAAGCUGCGGGCCAAGGGUAUCAAUGUGAAGAAGAGGGAAGAGUGGCUACCUGGCGGUAUGGUUGGGGGCAAGAAGAGGGGUGUGGGAGUGAAGAGUAUGAUGGGGACUGCAGGAAGGGCGUUUAGAAGGAGAGGGUAG